UUUCAUUUUCCAAUCACAGCGGGCUGGCUGGCCCCACCGAAUCGAGCGCUCACAAUGCACAGUGGACAAAGCGGCAUGCAAUUCAUUUGGACAAAAAAAUGAUCCAUCAACCGAACCAUUGACAGCACGGCGCGUACGAAACGAAGAGCAGCAGCAGGAGCAGCAGUCACAGCUUGCUUCCUCACACACACACACGCUGCUCACGACGGUGAGCGCACGAUAAGAGAGCCCUGUGCUUGCUUUCCACACCGAAAAUUCCACCCCGUGUGCGUGUGUAAGUGUGUAACGAUAGGCAAACGCGCGCGCUCUGCCACCAGGCCCACCACCAAUCGAACAGGGCCGUGCGUGCGUGCGUGCACUGUCCAGCAAAGGUCGUUCUCACACCAACAACAACAACAACAACAACAACAACAGCAGCAGCAGAAAGUAAUAGUAACGGUCCGCAUUCGCGAAGACGUUCUCCCAUUUCCAGAACCGACCGCUCUAGUUGUGUGUGUGUUUUUUUUGUUUUUUGCGGUUCUCUCUUUCUCUCGCACUCUCCCUUGUGCGGCACGGUGUGUAUUCUUACUGCCGUUUUAUUCUCGCUCGAUCUCUGCCAUUCUCGCGAACGCGGUCAGAAGGUGUGUGUGUGUGUCUGUGUAUGUGUGUACGUGCGUGUGUUUGGAUGCGUGCUCGGUCGAGCAACGACGGCCUGUGAUUUAACCUCCCCUUCCCCCGUCUCGUUCGCACACACCUUCCGUGCACUGCACCUUCGUGCGUGUGUGUGUGUGUAGCCGUGUCGUUGUCGUGUGUUCGUGCGUGAAGCCAGAUCCGGUGUUCCAUCCAUCCGUUCGUACCAGUGCCAGUGGCUCGAUCGAUUUGCUGUUGCGAAACUACAAUCGCGGGUGUGUGUGUGUGUGCGUCACCACUACACAGUUGCAGAAAGGAAUGCGGGAAGGGAGCUGUCGGCCCGACUAAUCUGCUUCCGGGGUGCGGGGGUUCCUCCCUACUAUCAACUGUCGCUGCGCGGGGAACCAAGCCCCAGCGAGGUCCAAUCAACCCCCGACAGGGCAGUCGACCAUCAACCUUUUGCGCGGAUGCGGGCCAGGCACAGUCGACCGAAUUGACCGAAUGCGGCCGCAGCACCAUUGCGGAACAGUCGGUGGAGCAACCCGACAUCGCUGACCAGCUACGCCCGACUCUUCCCCGGCCAUUUGGCAGCAGGGAAGGAAGCAAAAGGGAAACGCGCGAUCGAUCAGGUGUUGCGAAACACGCGCACACCGAGAAAGAGAGCGAGAGAGAAAGGAGAAAACGGCGUGUGUCCUUCAACCUUUCGCGCUACCAUCCGAACGGCGACGCUGGAAGCAGGCAGGCGAAACACGGCGUAAACACAAAGGAAAAACGGGACAGAGGCGGACGUGCAUGUAUGCGAGGAACGAAGGUGGCCCUUAACAACCCGGCGAAUACGCAACAGCAGCAGCAGCAGUAAGGGACAGGAAGCGCUUAAGAAGAAGCCCCGGGGCCCACCAGCCUGCCCCACACACACACACAAUGCUACCCACGUACCAGCGGGUGAGUAGCGGCGGGAGCGGCACCGCCGGCACGAGCGUCUCCGUGACGAACCCGCUGCUCGGGCGGCGGUCGUUCCGGUCGCGCGAGAAGUGUCUCAUCCUGCUCGUCCUCUCCACGUUCGGGUUCGUCUGCUUCGGCGGGUUCUUCUUCCUGCCGGACAACUUCAGCGCGGACCGGGUGCUGAAGGCGUACAAGCAGUUCCAGCGGGCGGGGCCGGAAAUCUUCAUACCGGCGCCGCCGCCCGCCCACGGCCGCACCGGCGAGGAGGACAUCCACCGGCAGGACGAUCGGGUGAAGCUGGCGGAAAAGAUACGGAAGGAGCUGCCGGACGACUUUCUCGAGAAGCCGGACACGGGCGGCGGUGGCGAGGCGGCCGUUGGCGGAGAGGAAACGGAGGGCGGAGAGCAGCAGCAGCAGCAGCAGGCGCGGGACGGUGCCGGAGCGAUCGAUGAGCCGGCGCUGCAGCCGGGUGGCGGCGGUGGUGUGGGCGUUGUGGCCGGCCCGGCCAUCGAGGGCCCGGCCGGGGUGGUGCAGCCGCCCCACCAGCAGCACGCCCCGGAGCAGGACGAGGGCCAGCUGCAGGAGGCGCGCGGGUCCGAUAGGGCAGCAGUUACCGUCGUCGGUGUGUGCUACAGCGAGUGUGUGUGUGUGGCGAGCCUUUCCCUCUUGCUGUGGAGCCUUGUGUACUUCCUGCCGAGGGGAACAUCACCGCGAGUGGGCUUUAGCUCUGCCCGUUCCUUGCUUACGCUCUCGCUCUCUCUCUCUCUCUGCAAGCGUCCUCCAGAACCUGCGUCCUAUAACCGCUCUAGAAUGAGUGUCGUUGCUACGGCUAUGUUUCUGGUGGCAAUGACCGGCGUGACGCUGGUGGUGCGUCAGCAGCGAGAUCUGGCGGACCCGCUGCAGCCGGCGGUCCCGCACCACCGGUACCAGGAGCGCUUCCUCAGCUACGACGAUCACGUCCGGUUCGGUGGGCUCGGCGGCAGCAGCCCACCCGACCUGGACCCGAACGGGCAGCAGCAGCAGCAGCACUACUAUCACUACACGCACAGCAAGCGGCAGGCGGCACAGGAGGAAGGACCGGCCCCGUCGGCCGCCGACAUCGAGGAGGCCCGGGUACGGCGCUCCCUCUACGACAGCAGCUCGUACGUGCCGCGGUACAUCAACGCCACCGGCUGGCUGCGGAUCGAGGAGGGCAGCCCGGCCGCCGCCGCCGCCAGCCCCGUCGGCAGCUCGAUCGAUCACGAGAAGCGUGACUACGUGCGCCAGAUGAUGGUGCACGCCUGGAGCAACUACAAACUGUACGCGUGGGGCAAGAACGAGCUGCGGCCGCUGUCGAAGCGCGGCCACAGCAACAGCAUCUUCGGGUCGUUCGAUCUCGGCGCGACGAUCGUGGACGGCCUGGACACGCUCUACCUGAUGGGCCUGCACAAGGAGUUCGACGAGGGGCGGGAGUGGGUCGAGCGCAAGUUCACCCUCGACAACGUGGACGCGGAGCUGUCCGUGUUCGAGACGAACAUACGGUUCAUCGGGGGCUUCCUCACCUGCUACGCCUUCACCGGCGACCGGAUGUUCCUGGAGAAGGCGCGCUACGUCGCGGACAAGCUGCUGCCCGCCUUCCAGACCCCGACCGGCAUCCCGUACGCGCUGGUUAACGUGCACAAUGGGGUGAGCAAAAACUACGGCUGGGCAAGCGGGGGCAGCAGCAUCCUGUCCGAGUUCGGCACGCUGCACAUGGAGUUCGCCUACCUGAGCGACAUCACCGGCGACUCGGUGUACCGGGAGCGGGUCCAGACGAUCCGGGCGGUGCUGAAGGACAUCGAGAAGCCGAAGGGCCUGUACCCGAACUAUCUCAACCCGAAGACGGGCAAGUGGGGCCAGCAGCACAUGUCGCUCGGUGCGCUCGGCGACAGCUUCUACGAGUACCUGCUGAAGGCGUGGAUCCAGUCCGGGCAGGAGGACUGGGAGGCGCGCGAAAUGUACGACGACGCGAUGCAGGCCAUCAUCAAGCACAUGGUGCGGAACACUCCGUCCGGCUUGACGUACGUGUCCGACAUGAAGUUCGACCGGCUCGAGCACAAGAUGGACCAUCUGGCGUGCUUUGCAGGUGGUCUGUUCGGGCUCGGCGGUACCUCGCUCAACAAUCAGUAUUCCCAGCAGUACAUGGAGAUCGGCGAGGGGCUGACCAACACGUGCCACGAGAGCUACAUCCGCACGUACACCCGGCUCGGGCCGGAAUCGUUCCGCUUCAACGAUGGCGUCGAGGCGAAGGCACUGAAGGCGCAGGAGAAGUACUACAUCCUGCGGCCGGAAACGUUCGAAAGCUACUUCAUCAUGUGGCGGCUGACGCACGACCAGAAGUACCGCGACUGGGGCUGGGAUGCGGUGCAGGCACUCGAGAAGCACUGCCGCACACCGACCGGGUACACCGGGCUGAAGAACGUCUACCUAACCGAGCCGGUGAAGGACGACGUGCAGCAGAGCUUCUUCCUCGCCGAAACGCUCAAGUACCUCUAUCUGCUGUUUUCCGACGACUCGCUGCUCCCGCUGGACGAUUGGGUGUUCAACACAGAGGCGCACCCGCUGCCGGUCAAAGACCGGAAUCCGCUGUACCGUCCGGCGGCCGGUUCCAGCUCACCGUAAAGUGGCGCGCCAAGCGCGAUCGAUGGAGAGGGUCCAACAAAACAGUGACACAUACACGCGCGUGUACACACAAACAGAAGAAGAAGAAGAAGGAGAAGGAGAGUAGAGAAAAAAAAACCGCAAGAUUUCUUAUCCCUGUAUCUCAGCCGAAAGGAGCCAGAUAAGUUUGGGCGAAGAAGGGUGUUAAUUUUGUUCGGCCACCGGGUGAUACCUUAUCUCUGUAGUGCGUGGCAGGACAGGGGGGAAGGGGAGAAGACGGUGGUAGGUAGGGAAAGCAUAAAAAACAAGCAAUAUGGAGCCCAGAAAAACAAAAAACGAAAAAAAAAACACAAAAACACAAAAACACAAUCACACUGAGGAGGGGGGUUUGGGAACGUCGAGAGGGAAACGAGAAGCAAAUUUCAUUCUUUUACCAACAGUUUACGUGCCAAUAGUAUGUGUGUUUGUGUGCGUGUAUGUGUGUGUGUGUGUGUGUGUAAAAGACAAAAAUAGGGAGAAAGUGUGGGCGAGAGUUAGGAAAAAUGCGAGAUAUAGGUGAGGGCAAUGAGGGCCCAGCAAACGCAUCGGGCAAGGCCGUGUAUCCAACGGGGUGUACCGAUUAAUCUUAUUCCUCCUAACCAAAAAACAAACAAAAAACGAAAAGAAAAAUUAGGAAACACAUUUUAGCAAAUAUUCUAGGGGGGCACGCGCCACGUCGCGAUAGGGUCCGGUAGAUGUUUUUUUUUUUUAUUUACGCUCCCUUUUUGCUUUCUCUCCACCUUACCACGGUGCUGAUAUUACUCCCCUCCCUUGUGCACCACUCUUCCUCUUCCCGUUUUUUUUAAAUUGUGAUGAGUUUCCCUCGAAGCAAAACAA
Anopheles arabiensis is the source of this 5046-nucleotide messenger RNA. RefSeq names its product mannosyl-oligosaccharide alpha-1,2-mannosidase IA (gene alpha-Man-Ia). The record is from RefSeq and is a predicted model, not a curated record. The transcript has 7 exons. Lineage: Eukaryota; Metazoa; Arthropoda; Insecta; Diptera; Culicidae. Gene Ontology annotation, molecular function: mannosyl-oligosaccharide 1,2-alpha-mannosidase activity; calcium ion binding. Gene Ontology annotation, biological process: carbohydrate metabolic process; N-glycan processing. Gene Ontology annotation, cellular component: Golgi membrane; endoplasmic reticulum. The coding region runs from base 1531 to 4191 and encodes 886 amino acids.